CCUCUCUCACCUCCCACCAUGGAGUGGAGAACAUCUACAGUCUGCAUACUGCUUCUGGCGCUUAUCGGCAUUCAGGUGGAUUCGAAGAAUAUUUCUCCCAGUAACCAUGUCAACAACAUCUGCAGCAUGUGGGGAAACUUCCACUUCAAGACGUUCGAUGGGGACGUUUAUCAGUUCCCAGGCAUGUGCGAGUAUAACCUGGUGUCGGACUGCCAAAGCCUCAUUCGCCAGUUCUCAGUUUUUGUGAAGAGAACAGAGCACACCAAUGGCCCAAAGAUCAGCAGGGUGUCAGUUAGUAUCAGUGACAUCUCCGUUGAGUUGACCGAGAACCAGGUUGUGAUCAAUGGAGAAAAAGUAACACUGCCUGUGCAUGUCUCAGGGAUCCUUGUGGAAGAAAACACAAUUUACACUAGGCUCUAUUCCAAAAUGGGCAUCACUGUCACGUGGAACAAAGAGGAUGCAGUUAUGGUGGAACUGGACUCCAAAUAUUCCAAUCACACUUGUGGACUGUGUGGUGAUUUUAAUGGAGUUCCAGUUUAUAGUGAGUUCAUUGAAUCUGAACGGAGGAUUGGCUAUACUGAGUUUGGAAAUAAGCACAGAGUUCCCAACCCAACACAUGACUGCGAAGAUCCUUUUGAAAACAUCGAUGAGCAAAAUGAGGUGGACCAAUGUGAAAAAUAUCGGGCAGAUUGUGUAGACCUUUUGGAGGAUGAAAAGUGGUCUUCUUGUAGCUGGGUUUUGGACCCUGAGCCAUAUAUCAAGGCCUGUACAAAUGAUAUCUGUUCGCGUGAACCUGAAGACGAAGACACCACAGCACUCUGUGCGACUUUGUCUGAAUAUUCACGUCAGUGUUCGCACGCUGGAGGAACUCCGCCGACCUGGAGAACAGCAAAAUUCUGUGCCAUCACAUGCCCCUACAAUAUGGUACAUUCUGAAAGCGGCUCCCCCUGUAUGGACACAUGCUCACACAGAGACACAAACACACUGUGUGAGGAACACAACAUCGAUGGCUGCUUCUGCCCACCAGGAACUGUGUUUGAUGACAUUUCAAACACGGGCUGCAUCCCAGCAGAAAAGUGUCAGUGCAAGCAUGACCGUGUCUACAACACAGGAGAGGUUCUUCGCAAAGACGAGGAAGAAUGUAUAUGUGAGGAGGGAAAGUGGAUCUGUGAGAGUAUUCCUGGUCCUGGCCUGUGCGCGGUAGAGGAAGGAUCUCACUUCACCACUUACGACGGGAAAGAAUUCACUUUCCAUGGAGACUGCAACUAUGUGCUCUCAAAAGACUGUGAUGAGUCCAAGUUCAUCAUAUUGGGUCUGAUUGUUCCUUGUUUUACUCAUGAAACGGACACCUGCUUGAAAUCUGUUGUGGUGCUGUUUGACAACGACAAGAAAAAUCCUCUGAUUAUUAAAGCUGAUGGGACGGUACAACACAAUGCAGAAGUUUCACUUCCUUACAUGACAGCUGACUUCACGGUGUUCAUGCCGUCAUCAUUUCACAUCAUGCUUCAGACCUCCUUUGGGCUGCAGGUGCAGGUACAGCUGGUGCCUCUUAUGCAGGUGUACAUCACUGUGGACCAAAGCUUCCAGGACAAGACUUGUGGUCUCUGUGGAAAUUUUAAUAAAGUGCUGACUGAUGACCUGAAGACUCCUCAGGGAGUGGUGGAGGGUACAGCGGCUUCCUUCGCUAAUGCCUGGAAGGCCCUUUCCAACUGCCCUGACCGCACUGAGAGGAUGGACGACCCUUGUUCCUACAGCAGUGACAGUGAGCACUUUGCUGAGCACUGGUGUUCCAAGAUGAAGGACAAGGAGAGCCUCUUUGCCAAAUGUCACGCCAGUGUCAAUCCAGACAGCUACUACAAAAGAUGCAAAUACUCUAGCUGUACCUGUGAGAAGAGCGAGGACUGUCUGUGUACGGUGUUCUCCUCAUACGCCCGGGCCUGUGCGGCUAAAGGAAUAUUCCUCCAAGGCUGGCGAGAAAUUGUGUGUGAGAAGUAUACAGAGAACUGCCCGGCCUCGCAGAACUACUCCUAUCAGCUGCAGAGCUGCCAGCGUACCUGUCUUUCUCUCGCCUCUGAGCGCCAAAGCUGCAGCGUUGACUUUGUGCCCGUUGAUGGAUGCGCAUGUCCAGAUGGAUUCUACCAGGAUGAGAAUGAACUGUGUGUACCUAUGGAAAAAUGUCCAUGUUACCACAAUGGACAGAAAAUCCAUCCCGGCAAGUCUGUCACCAUUAGGGAUGAACACUGUGUUUGCAUGAAUGGAAAGUUCCACUGUCGUUCCUGGAAAACCCGAAUUCUGGGAUGUUCCUCUCCAAAGGUUUUCUUCAACUGCAGUACAGCAGGCCCAGAUGAACAUGGAUUGGAGUGUGCACAGACUUGUAUGCAACAGGAAGUUGACUGUUUCUCGGUGGACUGUCAAUCCGGCUGCCAGUGUCCUUUAGGUCUAUUGGAUGAUGGCAGAGGACACUGCGUUAAACCGGAUAACUGCCCAUGUAAACAUGAUGGACAGUUUUAUGCACCAGGAUCUGAGAUAACCAUGGAUUGCAAUAAAUGCACUUGCCGACAAGGAAAAUGGAAAUGUACACAUUAUAAGUGUCCCGGCAUUUGCACCAUAUACGGCAGUGGACAUUAUAAAACUUUUGAUCAGCAAAGAUUUGGCUUCAGGGGAGACUGCAGUUAUAUUGCUGCUCAGAACAAUUGUGGAAAUAAAACUGGCAAUUUUCAUGUGAUCACCGAGAAUAUGCCUUGUGGAACAACAGGAACUACAUGUUCAAAGGCUGUAGGGAUACUUUUGGGGAGGACUUGGCUGCUGCUUUCUGAUGGGACUGUAAAAGCCACUGAUACUGGAAGUGGUCCAAAGAUCAAGUACAAUGAGAGAAACGUCGGGAUGUACCUUGUCAUUGAUGCUAAUAUCGGACUGACAAUUUUUUGGGACCGCAAAACCACCGUCCGCAUUAUUCUGCAACCUCAGCACAUGGGAGACGUUUGUGGCUUGUGUGGAAAUUUCAAUGGAAAUGGAAAAGAUGACUUCACCACUCAGGGAAAUUUGCCAACUACAAAUGUAUUGGAGUUUGUGGACAGCUGGAAAGUGUUAAGCACCUGCCCUGAUGCAAAACCAGACUUUAACCCGUGCCUUGAGACCCCCAAUCGAGAGACAUGGGCAAAAAUACAAUGUAGCAUCAUAAAAGAAGAUACAUUCAAAGACUGCCAUAACAAGGUGGAUCCAAACCCAUAUUAUGAGAACUGUGUGAAGGACUCUUGCUCAUGUGACACAGGUGGAGAUUGUGAGUGCUUCUGUACAGCUGUGGCAGCUUACGCUCAAGCCUGCAAUGAUGCGGGUGUUUGUGUAGUGUGGAGAACACCUGAGAUCUGCCCUGUGUACUGUGACUACUACAAUGAACAUGGAGAAUGCACAUGGCACUACAGUCCUUGUAUACCUUGCUACAAAACCUGUCUCAACCCUGAUGGUAUCUGCAAUACCACUUUACCCAACCUGGAAGGAUGUUAUCCAAAAUGUCCAGAGGAUAAGCCUUUUUAUGAUGAGCAAAAUCAGAUCUGUUUGGAGGAAUGUAUACCAUCUACCACAACGACAACUACCACAACGUCUACUACAACAACACCAGUACCUCCCUCACCACCUACCCAUAUACCGACAACUACAACACCAGUACCUCCCACACCAUCUACUACAACACCAGUACCUUCCACACCAUCUACCCCCACACCGACAACUACAACAACGUCUACUACAACAACACCAGUACCUCCCACACCAUCUACCCCCACCACAACUACCACAUUUUCAUCAACGUCACCAUGUAUUAUAUACCAACGAGACCUUCAUCUUGUGUAACUGCACCAUGGCAAGGUGCAUUGAAGACAACGUCAUUGAAAUUAUUCCAUUUGAAUGUCCUCCACUGCAGAACAUCACCUGUGAAAAUGGCAAGAAUCCUGUGCUUGUUUAUGAUGAGCACUACUGCUGCCAAUAUUACA
Messenger RNA from Ctenopharyngodon idella (grass carp), 3989 nucleotides. It is a transcript of the gene muc2.1, whose product is annotated as mucin 2.1. The coding region runs from base 19 to 3849 and encodes 1276 amino acids. The transcript has 27 exons. The record is from RefSeq and is a predicted model, not a curated record. Lineage: Eukaryota; Metazoa; Chordata; Actinopteri; Cypriniformes; Xenocyprididae. Gene Ontology annotation, cellular component: extracellular matrix. Gene Ontology annotation, molecular function: protein binding.